AUGAUUUCUGUGGUGGAAAGUGAUGCCACGUCAUUAGUGCCUUAUAUGAGCCCUGUAGAUCCUCUUAAACGAGCUUUGAUUGGGGAUGAAGCAGAUAGUAAAGAUGAAAUGAUGGGAGAAAUUGAGCAAGUUCUUGAUAUGUCCUGCAACUAUGUCCAUGGGUUUGGAAAAUUUGAGGAGUUGGACAGACCUGUCACUCUGACCCCUCCUAAGCCAUCUAUUGAAAAAGCUCGAAAGCUAGAACUUAAGCCUCUACCACCGCACCUACGUUAUGCUUAUUUGGGGAACUCUGAGACAUUGCCCGUGAUUAUCUCCUCCAGCUUGACUAACACUCAAGAAGAAAAAUUGCUCAGAGUACUCCGCGAGCAUAAAAAGGCUAUUGGGUGGACCAUUGCUGACAUCAAGGGAACUAGUCCAUCAUUUUGCAUGCAUAAAAUCUUCUUGGAGGAUGGACACCGCCACAGUGUGGAGCAGCAGAGGAGGUUAAAUCCCAUUAUGAAAGAAGUUGUGAAAAAAGAAGUAAUCAAGUUGCUCGAUGCAGGUAUCAUCUUUCCUAUUUCUGACAGCAACUGGGUAAGCCCAAUUCAAUGUGUGCCCAAAAAGGGAGGGAUGCCUGUGAUUGAGAAUGAGAAAAAUGAGCUAAUUCCUAAUCGCACUGUGACGGGGUGGAGAGUCUGCAUUGAUUAUAGAAGGCUCAAUAAAGUAACCCGCAAGGACCACUUUCCACUUCCAUUCAUUGACCAAAUGCUAGACAGAUUAGCCGGGCAUGAAUAUUAUUGCUUCCUUGAUGAAUUUGAGCAAGCGCUGGCCCAUUGUGAAGAAAUAAAUCUGGUAUUGAAUUGGGAAAAGUACCAUUUUAUGGUACAAGAAGGCAUCGUGUUGGGUCACAGAGUGUCCAGGAGCGGCAUUGAAGUUGAUAAGGCGAAGGUGGAGGCAGUUGAGAAAUUACCUCCAUCCAUUUCUGUGAAGGGAGUCGGGAGUUUCUUGGGACACGUGGGAUUCUAUCGGUUGCUUGAAAAAGAUGUAACUUUCAAUUUUGAUGACGCUUGCCUCAAGGAAUUUGAAGAACUCAAAAAGAAGUUGGUGGCUGCUCCCAUUAUUGUGGCACUAGAUUGGUCCUUACCAUUUGAACUUAUGUGUGAUGCGAGUGACCAUGCUAUUGGGAUAGUGCUAGGCCAGAGGAAAGACAAUGUAUUUUAUUCCAUCUACAAUGCGAGUAAGACUCUUGAUGAUGCACAGCUGAAUUACACCACCACUAAAAAGGAGUUGUUAGCUGUAGUGUGGGCCUUUGAGAAAUUUCGAGCAUACUUGGUGGGAACAAAAGAAUUUGAUGUAGAAAUACGAGAUCGAAAGGGCACUGAGAACCAAGUAGCUGUCCAUCUAUCAAGGCUGGAAAAUCACGAACACGUGGAGGAGGGUGGCCAAAUUAAAGAGGUAUUUCCUGAUGAUCAACUUUUUGCUAUAACCCAAGACCCUCCCCCAUGGUACGCAGACUAUGUGAAUUAUCUUGUGAGUUGGGUACUUCCUCCUGAAAUUGAAUCUGAAGCUAGAAAGAGGUUUCUGCACGAUGUGAACUUCUACUAUUGGGAUGAGCCAUAUUUGUACAAGCAAUGCGCUGAUCAGUUGAUGAGGAGAUGCAUUCUAGAAAAUGAGGUAGAAUUAGUGUUGUAUGAUUGUCACGCAUCACCUUAUGGGGGCCAUCAUGGAGGAGAUAGAACAGCUGCAAAUAGAACAGGAAUAAUCACAAGGAGGCAUGAGAUGCCUUUGAAUAACAUCCUGGAAGUUGAGAUUUUUUAUGUGCGAGGGUUAGAUUUUAUGGGACCUUUCCCAUCGUCCAGAGGAAACAAAUACAUUUUGCUAGCAGUUGACUACGUAUCAAAAUGGGUGGAGGCAAUUGCCUUGCCAACAAAUGAUGCCAUGGUGGUUGCUGCGUUUGUGAAAAAGAACAUAUUUUCGAGGUUUGAGACUCCACGUGCCUUAAUUAGUGAUGAGGGGACUCAUUUUUGCAAUCGGUUGAAUAACCUUCUAGCUAAAUAUGGAGUUCGCCACAGAGUUGCUACAGCAUAUCAUCCUCAAACAAGUGGGCAAGCUGAGGUAUCAAACGGAUAA
This is a messenger RNA of Nicotiana attenuata, 2109 nucleotides long. RefSeq lists its product as uncharacterized. The transcript has 5 exons. Gene Ontology annotation, molecular function: nucleic acid binding. The record is from RefSeq and is a predicted model, not a curated record. Bases 1 to 2109 code for a protein of 702 amino acids. NCBI's taxonomy places the organism in Eukaryota, Viridiplantae, Streptophyta, Magnoliopsida, Solanales, Solanaceae. Gene Ontology annotation, biological process: DNA integration.